Messenger RNA from Procambarus clarkii (red swamp crayfish), 942 nucleotides. Its product is annotated as proline-rich protein HaeIII subfamily 1-like. NCBI's taxonomy places the organism in Eukaryota, Metazoa, Arthropoda, Malacostraca, Decapoda, Cambaridae. The record is from RefSeq and is a predicted model, not a curated record.
AUGGCCCUGGUGCAAGACAUUACCAUACAUUAUAGAAGGUCUGAGCGGCACUUCCAGGCGGGCCGGAGCGGCACUUCCAGGCGGGCUGGAGCGGCACUUCCAGGCGGGCCGGAGCGCCACUUCCAGGCGGGCCGGAGCGCCACUUCUUGGCGGGUCGGAGCGGCACUUCCAGGCGGGUCGAAGCACUACUUCUUGGCGGGCCGGAGCGCCACUUCCAGGCGGACCGGAGCGCCACUUCCAGGCGGACCGGAGCUCCACUUCCAAGCGGGCCGGAGCCCCACUUCCAGGUGGGCCGGAGCCCCACUUCCAGGCGGACCGGAGCCCCACUUCCAGGCGGACCGGAGCCCCACUUCCAAGCGGGCCGGAGCCCCACUUCCAAGCGGGCCGGAGCCCCACUUCCAAGCGGGCCGGAGCAGCACUUCCAGGCGGGCCGGAGCCCCACUUCCAGGCGGACCGGAGCGCCACUUCCAGGCGGACCGGAGCUCCACUUCCAAGCGGGCAGGAGCCCCACUUCCAGGUGGGCCGGAGCCCCACUUCCAGGCGGACCGGAGCCCCACUUCCAGGCGGGCCGGAGCCCCACUUCCAAGCGGGCCGGAGCCCCACUUCCAAGCGGGCCGGAGCAGCACUUCCAGGCGGGCCGGAGCCCCACUUCCAAGCGGGCCGGAGCCCCACUUCCAGGCGGGCCGGAGCCCCACUUCCAGGCGGGCCGGAGCCCCACUUCCAAGCGGGCCGGAGCCCCACUUCCAAGCGGGCCGGAGCCCCACUUCCAAGCGGGCCGGAGCCCUACUUCCAAGCGGGCCGGAGCCCCACUUCCAGGCGGACCGGAGCCCCACUUCCAGCCAGCAAAAUGUACUUCGGAAUAAUGAAAUACAAUUCCAAGAAAAGAUGGAUGGCAUUGGAGAUGCCUGGAUUGACGGCACUGAUGACUGGAAACGAGAAUGA